Cheilinus undulatus (humphead wrasse) is the source of this 3545-nucleotide messenger RNA. It is a transcript of the gene hif1aa, whose product is annotated as hypoxia inducible factor 1 subunit alpha a. Gene Ontology annotation, molecular function: RNA polymerase II transcription regulatory region sequence-specific DNA binding; DNA-binding transcription factor activity, RNA polymerase II-specific; protein dimerization activity. The transcript is spliced from 15 exons. Gene Ontology annotation, cellular component: cytoplasm; nucleus; transcription regulator complex. NCBI's taxonomy places the organism in Eukaryota, Metazoa, Chordata, Actinopteri, Labriformes, Labridae. The record is from RefSeq and is a predicted model, not a curated record. Gene Ontology annotation, biological process: cellular response to hypoxia; regulation of transcription by RNA polymerase II. The coding region runs from base 268 to 2529 and encodes 753 amino acids.
UGAUCCUCCACGGUGAUUGUCUCCGCACAUAACCUCUCACCAGCGUGGCACUAUCUCUGAGGAACGACCGACGAAUGGGCUGCUUUAGCGGAUCAAAGCUUGAUUUUUCUUGACGAAAUAUACUCAGGGAGGACUCGUAUGCGACUCUGUUGAGGAUUUACGGAUCUAUACAAGUGAAAAUUCGCGGGAUUUUGGUUCAUUUCUCGGCGGGCCCAGAUACAGCUUUACAUCGAUAGAGAGACUCAACUCAGGUCCUUUCGUCCUGACAUGGACACAGGAAUUGUACCCGAAAAGAAAAGAGUGAGCGCCGAGCGGAGGAAGGAGAAGUCGAGGGAUGCCGCGCGAUGUCGGCGUGGAAAGGAGUCAGAGGUGUUCUACGAGCUGGCCCAGGAGCUGCCCCUGCCCCACAGCGUCCGCUCCAGCCUCGACAAGGCGUCCAUCAUGAGGCUCACUAUCAGCUACCUGCGCAUGAGGAAACUGCUCAGCAACGAUGAGCCAAUGGCAGAGGAACAAACAGAGCUUGAUGAGCAGCUAAACAGCUCCUACCUGAAGGCUCUGGAGGGCUUUCUCAUGGUGCUGUCUGAAGAUGGAGAUAUGAUCUAUCUCUCUGAGAAUGUCAACAAGUGCCUUGGGUUGGCACAGUUUGACCUGACAGGACACAGUGUGUUUGACUUCAUACAUCCCUGUGACCAAGAGGAGCUGAGGGAGAUGCUGGUCCACAGAACAGGCUCCAAAAAAGCCAAGGACGCAAACACAGAACGCAGCUUCUUCCUCAGAAUGAAAUGUACCCUCACAAGCAGAGGACGCACUGUCAAUGUAAAAUCAGCCACAUGGAAGGUGCUUCAGUGCUCAGGUCAUGUCCAAGUACAUGACAGCCACAGUGAGCAGACCUCCAACGGGCAGAUAGAGCCUCCUUUCCCCUACUUGGUUUUAAUCUGCGACCCAAUCCCUCACCCAUCCAACAUUGAGGUCCCUUUGGACACCAAGACCUUCCUCAGCCGCCACACGAUGGACAUGAAGUUCACUUACUGUGACGAGAGGAUCACUGAGCUCAUGGGCUAUGAUCCAGAGGACCUGUUGAAUCGUUCAGUGUAUGAGUAUUACCAUGCUCUGGACUCAGACCAUCUCACAAAGACUCACCACAACUUGUUUGCAAAGGGUCAGGUCAGCACAGGCCAGUACCGGAUGUUGGCAAAGAGAGGAGGCUUUGUGUGGGUGGAAACCCAAGCCACUGUCAUCUACAACAACAAGAACUCUCAGCCACAGUGUGUUGUCUGUGUCAACUUUGUGCUGAGUGGCAUCCAGGAGGAGAAACUCAUCAUGUCUCUAGAGCAGACUGAGGAUGUGAAGCCCAUAAAGGAGGAGCAGCAGGAGGAUGAAAAGGCUGAAGUCGGUCCGAGCAGCCAGCCUGACAUGUCCCCAACCCUGCUGAAGGAGGAGGAGGAGAAGGGCCCUGAGCUUGAUGUGGUCAAGCUGUUCACACAGACGGUGGAGGCCCGGGAGCGGCCCAGCCUGUAUGACCAGCUAAAGGAGGAGCCUGAGGCCCUCACCCUGCUGGCACCUGCUGCUGGAGACACAAUCAUCUCCUUGGACUUCAGCUGCCCUGAUUCAGAGAUCCAGCUGAUGAAGGAUGUUCCUCUCUACAAUGAUGUCAUGCUCCCCUCCACCAGUGACAAGCUGGCUCUGACUCUUUCCCCCCUGCCGCCCAGUGAGCCUCUCCAUGUCAGCAGCACCUCUAAGGAUGUAAAAGCUAAGAGCUAUACCCCUGCCUCAUCCUCUACAGCGACCAGUCACAGCUCCUCAGAGGGUGACAGUUCGCUGGAUUUCUGUUUCCCCAUGGACUCAGAUUUCAAAUUAGACUUGGUGGAGAAGCUUUUUGCCAUUGAUCCAGAGCCCAAGACCCCCUUCACCACACAGGCAAUGGAAGAAUUAGACCUGGAGAUGUUAGCCCCCUACAUCCCCAUGGAUGAUGACUUCCAGUUGCGUAGCCUGAGCCCAGAUGAGCCUUUAUCAUGUGGACCAGUCAAAUCCCUUGAGAGUCCUCCAAUCAGCGUCACACAGGACAUCCAGAGCUACCCCAGCUCUCCAUUCAGUGCACCAGGCAGCCGCACUGCUUCACCAGCUCCUCCUGAGCCAGUAAACGCCCCUCAUCUUGCCACCAUCAUUUCCAAGAGGACCCCACAAGCGGACAAAGAAGUGUCGCUCAGGACCCUGGCAGCACAGAACACACAACGUAAACGAAAACUGGGGGAUUUAAAACAGUUGAUUGGACAGGGAACACUGCCUCCAGAACAAGUGGAGCAGGGCAAGAAGCUGAAGUCAUCAGAGUCAGGAAAAACUACAACCAUACUUCUGCUGCCUUCAGAUUUGGCGAGUCGCUUGUUGGGCAGUACUGCAGAGGGCACCAGUUCACCUUUCACCCUGCCACAGCUCACCCGCUACGACUGCGAGGUCAAUGCCCCCCUACAGGGCCGUCAGUACCUGCUACAAGGAGAGGAGCUGCUGCGUGCUCUGGACCAUGUCAACUGAGUCAAAGCUUAGCCUGUUCACUGCUGAACUAAACCGGACACUACAAUUUCUCCCUCUCUAAGACCUCCUAAUCCAGCCCCAUCCCUCUUCCCCUUUAUUUAUGUACUUUUAUGAGUUUGACUUUAGUUUGGCUGCUGUUUGUGCACAUCAUGUGAUCUCUGCAGCAUUCCACCGUGACAAACACCAUAGCAGCAUCUGAGUUUUUGGUGCAAGGGAUUCAGACAUCAUGAGAUGUCCAGUUGUUGUCCUUUGUUUUGUUUUUUUUGGUCUCUCCUCCAGGGGAGUCUCUCAGCACACGGCGCCUCGACAUGUGACCGUCUUCCAGCAGGUUACCACAGAGCCUGGCGCUACUGCCAGCAGUGUAUUGUAAGCUUCAGUCGCACAAUUUAUAUUUUCUUAAAAAGAAAAAUAUUACCAGCAAUAUAUAUUAAGCCUUUUUAAAGUCAUUUUAAUGGGAUUUGAACAAUUUUAUUUUUUCCUCCCAUACUUGUAUGUUGUAGUACUUGUACCUAACAAGAUGUCUUUAGUCCAGAAGUAUGAACAUUUUAUUUAAACCUUAGCUGGUUUGAAUGUUCUCAUUUUAAUAGCUAUCAGUCUUUGAGGUAAAUGCAUUUAAUUGUGUAGCAGUCCAGUACAUGUCACUGUAUUACUUUACUGUAAGUGUGUUACUGUACAUAUACCAGGGAAAUUUUAAUUUACUCAGUAUGGCUUCACAGCUUUGACUCGUACUCUCACACCAAGAGUAACUUCAUCUUCUGUUGCUUCUCAUCAUACAGGAUCAACUUUCUCUUCUAACAUGAAGUAAACUCAUGUUUUUGGUUUUAACUGUUUGACAUACUCUGGUCAGUUCAAAGAAGAGGGAUCUCAGCAGUUCGUAUAUUACUUGUGUGAUUAUUGUCAUCAUGGUAGCAUACGUGAGUUAAUGGUAGUCAGUUUAAAACCAUGGAUCCAUGACAUAUUGUUGGGUCUCUCAUGCUUCUUGUUGCUGUCUAACAUUAAAUGGCUUUAAUAAAGUG